Laccaria bicolor S238N-H82 is the source of this 276-nucleotide messenger RNA. RefSeq lists its product as uncharacterized. The coding region runs from base 1 to 210 and encodes 69 amino acids. The record is from RefSeq and is a predicted model, not a curated record. The transcript has a single exon. Lineage: Eukaryota; Fungi; Basidiomycota; Agaricomycetes; Agaricales; Hydnangiaceae.
AUGAACCCGAACCUGAACAAUACUAAUCUGUACGUGGGCCCGAGAAAGCCUUCGAAAGUCCAAGGAGGCCAUAGGGCGGCAAGAGGAUGGCUAGGUUUACCCUGUCUGAGGCAACUUCAGUACGUCAUUACGCCGGUGUGGCAUGCAAUUCGGCCGACGGAGUGCUGUGCAUUUUCGUUGGGAUGGGGAAGGAUAUUGGGGGGCGUAUGAACUCAGCGUAGUACUUACCCCACCUUGUCUCCGUUUCCCUUGAGGACUGAAGUAAUAAGCGUGAAA